AUGCAAAAAAUUCUGAAUUUUAGGGAAUAUUUUUUGAACCCCAAAGGAAUUAAGAUUGUGCCUACUUCCAAUUUCAAGAGGGCGACACCAGUUGAAGCAUUAUUUGAUCAAUCUGUGGUAUUGCAUAGGGCAGAGAAACAAUUAGAGAAAAAUGUUGUAGCAUUCAAAUUAUAACCAUAUAAAUAUUCAUUGAAUAAACCUGAAAUAAAGCAAUACUUUACUCGAUGUAAUUCAAAAUAUUUAAAAGAAAGUGUAUGGGUUGAAUGUUGAUAAAGUUAAUACAAUUAAUUACAUGGGAGCAAUAAAGAGAUCGCCAAAAGGAGGUCGUUAUAGNUAAUAUGAAAUGGCAAUCGACUAAAGAGAGAAAGAGAUUGAGUACUUCAAUCUAAUAGAGUAAUAGAGUUUAUUCAAUUUUAAAUAGAUAUUCAAUAUAACUAUAUAAUAGAGAUAUAAAAAUUAAUAAUGA
This is a messenger RNA of Paramecium octaurelia, 466 nucleotides long. NCBI's taxonomy places the organism in Eukaryota, Ciliophora, Oligohymenophorea, Peniculida, Parameciidae. The record is from the annotation of a GenBank genome assembly.